Messenger RNA from Musa acuminata subsp. malaccensis (wild Malaysian banana), 1602 nucleotides. RefSeq names its product syntaxin-124-like. Gene Ontology annotation, cellular component: SNARE complex; endomembrane system; plasma membrane. Gene Ontology annotation, biological process: intracellular protein transport; vesicle fusion; exocytosis. The record is from RefSeq and is a predicted model, not a curated record. Lineage: Eukaryota; Viridiplantae; Streptophyta; Magnoliopsida; Zingiberales; Musaceae. Gene Ontology annotation, molecular function: SNARE binding; SNAP receptor activity.
AUCAAAGUUGGCUAAAAUAUGGGCCGACAUGGCUCCACUUGACCUCCUCAAUCACUCCUCUCAAUGAUCAAAUCCAUCUUGUAACCUAAUGAUGCAUCUCGACACAAUGGUGGCAUAUAUUGGCUUAGAACGUACAUUUAGUGAACAGAUAUCUCCAGAGUAAAGAGUAAUAAGCUCUCAAAGCAUGAGAUGAUCUUUGUGAUUUGAGGUAUUACAACAAAGACGCAGUCAACCCUGAGACCUCCCUCUCGUGUGUUUGGAUGCCAGCUUUUGUAGGAGAUCCUCAAGAGAUCCAGCCAAAAGGCAACCACCCCAUUCUCCUCUUCCUCCAUUCUCUUUCCUACCACCUCCCUUGAGACAGCGGCCAUUUCUGAGUUGGCCUCGUUUGAGGCCCUUCUUGCCCUUCUUGCCGUUCUGCUCUCCCCUCUCUCCUGUCUUCUCUUCGACUCCAUCUUGAGGCAUUCUUGAUCGGAUUGGAUUCACGUCGGAGAAGGCAGAAUCACUUCCCCGAUCAUCGACGCUAAGGAUUCAGUUGUGGUAUUAGCUUGCAUGCCUGACUGACAUCGACAUUAGUAUUAACAUCCCGAAAAAGAGACAAUGAACGACCUCCUCUCCACCACCUCCUUCAAGCAGUACACCAACCUGAAGCACCAGGUGCAGAUGGACCAGAUGGAGGCGGGCAUGAGCGGGCCGGGCGCCGACGUCGGUGCCAACCUCGAGAGGUUCUUUGAGGAGGUGGAGAACGUGAAGAACGACCUCCGCGGCCUCGAGAGCCUCUACCGCCGGCUGCAGGAAGCCAACGAGGAGAGCAAGACGGCCCACAGCGCGAAGACGAUGAAGGCGGUCCGCGCGCGCAUGGACGCCGACAUUGGUCAGGUGCUACGGCAAGCUAAGGCGGUGAAGGCCAAGCUCGAGGCGCUGGACCAAGCCAACGCGCAGCACCGGAACAUCCCCGGAUGCGGCCCUGGGAGCUCGGCGGACCGGACUCGGACGUCGGUGGUUAGCGGGCUGGGCAAGAAGCUCAAGGACCUGAUGGACGACUUCCAGGGGCUGAGGACGAGGAUCGCGGCGGAGUACAAGGAGACGGUCGGGCGGCGGUACUACACGGUGACGGGGACGCACGCGGACGACGACACGAUCGAGACGCUCAUCUCGUCGGGGGCAAGCGAGAAGUUCAUGCAGAAGGCGAUCCAGGAGCAGGGGCGGGGACAGGUGAUGGACACGAUAUCGGAGAUCCAGGAGCGGCACGACGCGGUGAAGGAGAUCGAGAGGAGCCUACUGGACCUGCACCAGGUGUUCCUGGACAUGGCCGCGCUGGUGGAGGCUCAGGGCCACCAGCUCAACGACAUCGAGAGCCACGUCGCGCACGCCAGCUCGUUCGUUCGCCGGGGCACGGUGGAGCUGGAGACGGCGAGGGAGUACCAGAAAAGCUCCCGCAAGUGGUUCUGCAUCGGCAUCAUUGCCGCUGCUCUCCUUAUCACCUUCCUGCUGCUUCCCGUUCUGACCACCAUGAUUAGAUAGGAGAGAGAGAGUGAGGAGCGGGAGUCAUACUUUCUCUAUCUGUAAAGACAAUAACCUACACAGAUUUCUUUUAUCGUUGUU